AUGGAAGCGCGGGAUUUGUCAAGGAGCGGGAAGGAGGGGCAGGGGGACGACGACGAAGGGGUGCUGGUGGCGACGUACGGGAUGGCUAAGGAUGCAGCGGUUUUGUUCGAGGGCGGGCUCUUCGCGGAGUGCGUCGAGGUGUUGAAUCAGAUUCUGGAGAAGAAGGAGGGAGAUCCGAAGGUGCCGCCGUAUCUCUCUCUUCUUCAAGUCUCUAUCUGAUUGAGUUGCGGUGAACUAUUUCAAUGACUCAGGUUUUCGGCCGCUCAGUUGAAUUUGAUUAAGUUCAUCAUUCUUAUUUCAGUUUCUGAAAAUCCGGUUAAUUUAAAGUACCUUUGUGGAAUUUUAUUGUGAUCGGAUUAUCGCCUUACCUGUCGAGAUUUCUGUCCUGGGUACACUUCCUUCUGGUUUUUCUUUCUGAAUGUAGUUAAUUGGCGACUGGUGAUCCUGUAUUGGCCUCGUCUAGUGAAAUGCACCAUCACGUAUUCCGUGUGAAGAAAGCUUCUACGCAUAGACCAUUCAAAUAGAGGGAAAAGAAAACUACUGUUGGACAUGCGGAUGGGGCAUUUUUUUCGAGGCGUCAGGCCUGUUCUGGGUGUUAAAAAACUUUUUGUUGACAUUAUAGUUUGUUCAGGUUUUGAUUCCGGUCCUUUUAUUAAGUUAAUAUUAAAAAAAUGAGGCUAGAAAUCAUUUUAGUACCAGAAGGAGAAAAACAACUCUUUUGUGGUCCUUAAUGUCUGUUUAGGUUAUUACUGCGUACUGUAGGUCUUCAAAGAGGAUUAAAUUGUAACAUCGUGGCUGCAGCUUAGAAAGUCCAGAAUAAUCAUGUGCUAGAAGCAGAAUUCGUCACCAGUUCCUUGAAAUAACACACCUUAAAAACGCGCUACGUAUAAAAUGGAGAAAAUGGACAGGAUUUGUUCUUUAAAAUUUAUAACAUUUUAUCUGGAAGUGCCUCCCUUUGGCUGAAAGGUUUCCCUUCCCUUUAAACUGUUAAUUCGAAUUACAUUUGGUCCGUUGGUUGGUGUCAAAACCAUAAGAACUAGAAUGAAUGCCUGAAGUUGGAGAGCAGUGUUAUGAUGGAUUUAAGACGUGAUUAAGAGCAGUUUACAGUCCUGGAUACUCUUUCAGCUGAUUAUUCUCCCUUUCAAAACUGUUAUUGCACGGAGUCACCUGUAGAUUGGCCCAUCAUCUUUCAGCUGUCAGGCUGUGCAGACACGGAGGAUGGUGCCUCAUAAUCCUUCGUGUCACUGUCUAAUGACUUGAGCCGCUGCAAAUCCCCUAUCCUUUUGGACGCCCACCAUUCACCACUGAAUGAGAGCUAUAUUUGAAAUCAUUUUCAUCAGGAGAAAAAAAACAGGAUUAUUAUGUCAGAAAUAGGGCUUAUACUCGGGAUGGUUCAAGUUGGCUGGAGAAGGGAAGUAAAUUGAAAGGAGAAAUCAAUGAGAAAGGGUUUUUUUUGUAACAGAAGCAUCUUUCAGGAGGAUUAAGGGUCUUACUGUAGAGAGGCUUGACAAGUGAAUGUUGUCCAGGUUAGCCUUUUAAGAAUUAAAGGCUUGUGUCUGGAAAGAGAGAGAAUUUCUUCAUUGAGGCUUCCGUGAAGUUUGGGUUGGAUUUGCUUGGGUGUAGAUGGGUAGCUAGUAUUCUCUUGGGGUUUUGAGGCUGUGUUGAUUUCUGUGAAGUUCAAAAGGUGGGAGGUCUCCUUGACUUCAUGUGUGGUUACUUUAUUAUUUUAACAAGAUUUGGCAUUCACCACAUUAUAAAUACAUGAAAACCAAAUAUGGGUGAGUAUUUUAUCGUACAGUAUGAAAAUAUUUUUCUUUUCCUUCUAGUUUACAUACAUUAUCAAAAAACUAAGUUGGAGGGUGAUGAGUAAGGUUGAUAGCGUAAAUUACCAUGACAUUUGCAUUUCUAUCUGCUUCACAGGUUACACUUUCUUUUUGAAACUGUAUGCUCUCAAAAUUCGGUGCCAUAAGAAAAGAAAGAAUCUUGUUACACGUUCCAGUUUUUAACUUUUUCUUACGUUAUAUCAUAAAUCAUCUUCUCACUAUCUGGUAAAAAUUAACCAGUGAAUGAUUGCUGGAUUUGACGGGUGAUUAGAGUGAUGACAUGGAAUGUGGGGAAAUUGAAUCUGGGGUGAUAUCAAUUUACCUUUUCCAGAGUAUACGAGCGAUCACAUCACCAGUCACUACUCUUGUAGAAAUAUCUUUAGUUUGUGCAGAGAAAUAAGAGACUAUGGGGUAUAUUCGCUCACAGAUGGUUACAUAUUUUUGGCCUUUUAAAAAAAAUUAAAGAAAUGGCUUAGGAGCUUACCUGAUGGUAAGUAAAGCUUUUCUAUCUUUAAGCCUUGGCCAUCAGAGCCAACGGUGAUAUUCGACUUAUACUUACCUCAUUAAGAUAAAAGGCUAAUGCUUGCGAAGGUCUGAUGGGUAGUAUUUUUUCUAUUGUGCAUCAAAAGAAAUAAAGAACGGAUUUUAUAGACGGUGGAUCACCUUGAAGGGGUAUCUCCAAUACAUUGAACUAUUCAAAAAACAGUCCAUGAUUUGGUCUUGGAGUAUGGGAUAUUUGCAAGUCAUUUUUGAAGAUCAUCUAUUGGUUCUUGAUUUUUACAUAGUAGACAAGAAACGAACUCUGUGUGAGAGUGAAAUAUGUCAUUGUUGUCUUCUACAGUUAGGCCAUACACGACUAAGAAAAAUGUGAUAAAUAAGGGAAAGAUGGAUGCUUUGAUGUUUUUGUUGUCAAAUAGGUAGUAAGGUGGAUGCAAGAUGGAUAUAAAAUAAAAGAAACUUGAUGGGUAUGCUUUUCUUGAUUUACAUAGCCAUGAAUAGUGUUUCCUCAAGUUAUGUUAUCAAAAUAAUUGAUGGUAGUUUCUUUGUGGCUUGUUGGAUGACCCAACGGUAAUUAUGGUUUCUUGUUCAGCAGGGCCAUGUCAAUCAAUUAUAGACCCUAGGACGCAAUUCACUGAAUCACUCAAGUAAUGGGAUGGCAGGGAUCAAGCGCUGGAUGAUUAAUGGGUUUCUUUUGAUCAAAGUUCAGUCUUUAGACGAUCCCAAAAGGUUAUUGAAGUUUAAUGAGGCAUUUUUCUCUUUAAUCCUGUAGGGGAAGUUUCAUUAAUCGUUAUUUGCUCAAAGCUCUACGUCUGGGAUUCAACAAUGGGAAAACUUCAUUAUUAAUAACUCUUUUAUCAGUAUUGGGUCUAAUAAAAAUGACGCCCAUUUUUCUUCCUGAUUUGACUGGUGUGAAAUUUCAUUUUCAUUGUUAUACUUUCUUGCUCUCGUGUAAAUGGGCACUGAUAGCGGUCAUUACCAAAACAUGUGCACUAGUUCCCUGGAUAAUUUUUUUUGUUGAAGUGAAAUUGUGAUUUUUUUCUGAGCAUUUGUCAUUGUUGACGCUAUGAAAUUAUUUCAGGUUCUUCAUAAUAUUGCCAUUGCAGAAUAUUUUCGUGAUGGCUGUUUGGAUCCUAGAAAAUUACUUGAAUUGCUUAACAAAGUUAAGGUAACUAUUGUCUCGUGCUUGAUAGUUUUUAUUCUGUCUGUUAACAGGUCAUACCGGUGAACAGCCUACUGUUUAAUGUAUUUUUUUUCUUUUCUCGAUUACUAUCUAAAUGUAACCGUUUGACUGAUAUUGUAUGGAACAUUAGUUCUGGGCUACUGAUUAUCUAUCUCAAAUUAGUAGAACAGUUUGCAUUUAUGUAUAGUACAUUUUGGGCAACCUGCUGAUUUGACAAUCACAUGUGAUAUGUCCGAAAGCAUGAAAACCUUCCAUUGUGUGGCCAUUUAUAUUCACUCCAAAAAAGCGAUAGCUUUUUUGUCUUCCAAGUGUGAGACAAUGCACCUGUUGUAGAUAUCUUACAUUUGUCUUAGUUACCUACCAUAGAGUGUCAAAUAUGUGCGUUUUCUGAUAGAGUGCAAUACAAUACGUAAAGCCAUUUAUUCAUUAUAAAUUGUUAUGAAAAGGAACUUUUUUCUGGUAAUUUCCUAUCAGCAUGUAUCUUAUAUCCACAAUUUUUAUUCUUGAGCUAAGAAUACUAGACAUAUAUGUACUUAAAUAUCAGCAUUACCUGAGAGCUUGACAUAACAUCUGUGGUAGGCUUGAAUUAAUGGUUCUAAGUGAGAUCUGGAUUAUGCACUAUUAUAUCUGUCUGGAUGGAAUUUUCCCCAGGAAACAUUUGUUUCCCGUCGGAUCCAAUUUUUGUCAUUUCUAAAUACUUUCUGGCUCAAAUAUACUUUUUUGAGUAUGAAAUCAAUGAACCCGAUCAAUUAAUUCAACUGUGAUGGCAAAUGUACAUGAUCCCCUUCAUUGGAUUCUCUACAUUUUUUAAGCUAUCUGAUUAUCGACCCAUUUUCAGCAUACGUUUGUAAUUCGUUUCCUAUUCAUCAGCUUUCCUUCACAAACACUUAGCUGAGAGCACAAUAUUUUAUCGUUAGUACAAUUAACGUUAUCUAACAUUUGAUAGCAAAUAUGUCCUUUUACCCAAUUCUGCACUAUUGUUCAUGGUUGAAGAUUCUGUGGACUCUUUUCUAGUUCUCCAUUUAUUAAUUUUUUCACAAAUAUGUACGAAAUAUCUUCAAUUUAUUAUGAUUUUUAUGCUAUCUUUGUUGCCUUACCACCUAAGGAUAAAACUGAAUCAGUUCUCUCUGUGGACUGUUGUUCUUGUUAUGCAAAACAAUAAUAGAAGAGGAGUGAAGAUCUUGCUCACGCAUCUAGAGAGGACGUGGAAGUUGCAAGUAGUCCCACAAACAAUGAAAUUUCAGAGUUUAAAGGCAGUGGAGUUAUGGGUGAUCAACUUUCGUCUGCCAGGGCCAGCAGUACUCCAUUUGCAGAUAUUUUUGAUGCUUCAAUAAUAACCUUUAACACUGUAAGCCAAAAGAUUAUUACUGUUGUUUUGUUGAUAUGAUCCUGAAAAUUUUCCAAUUUGGUCAGUUACUAAACUUCAGUUCCAUGUAGGCUGUUGUCCUUUACCAUUUACAUGAUUAUGCACAUGCCUUGUCAUUGUUGGAGCCACUCUAUGAUAGAUUACAUCCUGUAGAUGAGGUACGUUCUGUGGCUCUAUUUUUUCCAUAGUAAUUUGCGGUUGUUUCUUCUACAAUUUCAUAAAUAUGUUCUUUCAUCUGCAGACGACUGCUCUUCAUGUUUGCUUUCUGCUAAUAAAUAUUGCUUUGGCUUCCAAUGACGCUACGAGGGCUGCAGUAUGUUCAAUUCUUUAAUUAUUCUAAUAUUGAUUUCAUUAAUUUACAUAGUAAUUCCAGUAUUUGUCUCAUUUCGGUUUUCAAUUCAAUGUAUAAUGAAAUAUAACUGGAGGCUCCAUUUUAAGACAAGAAUUUGAUAUCAUGGGGAUCAGGUGUUUGGUGGAAAGAUAUUUUGAUUUAUCUUUUUCUGGUUUUAUUACUUUUCACAGAAUAUUGAUAGAAGCCAUCUUCUAGUUGUUCAGAAAACGAGAGGAAUUCUUUGCUUGCUUUAUGGCUUGUUGUCCAUCGCAUGUUGUCAGAGGUCAUCUUUUAUUCUUGUAUAAGAAUGCCUAGCGAGGGUCCCAAUGGCGCAUUGCCUACCUGCCAACACUUUAAGUUGUGAGUUAACUAAGGGAUGCCAUCAAAUCAUAGGUUUUUUGGUAUAAGUUUCUUUCUUGGAAGUACGUUUUUGUAUCUUUGGUUCAGUGGGAUAAUAGGAAAUGCCCAUCCUACAGUGUAUUCUGAAUUAUUUUAAUUUAAUUAGUAAUGGGUCAUAAAGGUCGAGAUUCUCUAAAGAGGAAGAUAGUACUGCGGCAAAUAUCAUAUUUUUGUUUAUGAUUUUUACCUAGACAUUCUGGCUUUCACAAGGAAGAGAUCGCCUAUUUAUACUUUAUUAAAUUUUCCUGUUAUUGUUUUUUAUUUCUUGUCUGCCUCUGUUUGCUAGUUUGCCUGCUAGUAGCCACUGAAUAGCUAGCCACUGAAUAGGCACCUAUAGUCCGUUGACAGAGUACACUGAUAAGGCAGGGACGGUUUUUGGAUAAAGUGAGUGUGGAGGGACACUGAGGAUCAGACGAUCUCGUAGGGCCACCUGCUUGUCUGGUUCCCUACCUGUCGCUAUGGAGAAUGUCUAUUGAUCACCCUAGAUGGUCUAUACAAAUGGUAGCAAACAUUGAUUUGUUGAAGAUGAGAAUUGCCAUUAUUGAAUGCAGAGCGCUGACUGUCUGAUGCAGGAUGAUUGGAGAUUUUUCCUGCAGUUUUCCAUCAGAUUUUGAGAUUAUGAAAGGAAUUAAUGGUUCAGAAGUUGAGGGUCAUACUCACUGUAGUCAGAAUAAAAGUAGAUAAAAGAGCCCAGAUCUCACCUAAACAAUACAAGGAUAAACAGUCAGGAAAAACCUCUCAUCCUUCAAAUCAUAGAACAAUUGCUGGUUACAUAUAAUUGCCCUGGUGACGAAAAAGAGGAAACAACCUAAGUCAAUGAAGCUCAUUAACAAAGAAACUGUCCAACUAGGAAACUGACCAACAGAAGCUAACUCGUAAUUACACGUUUUCCCGACAAGAUCUCUUCUCAAAUGGAUUCAUGGUGAAUUUAUGCUUCUACUUCUGGAUUUCCUUUAUGCGGGAGAAUCAUCAUGUUCCCUUUUGAGCCCAAGGUCAAACUGAGUGAAGAGUUGCAAGGGAUGCUUGUGGGCAGCAGUAACUGUUACUAGGAAAAAAAAAAGUGUCGAAAUACAUGGCUAAGUUAUACAGUACUAAUUUGGAGAGAGACCCCAUAAAAACAACUAACUCUAUUUUGCCCUUUAAAGAUCCCAUCAGUGUUACCAACAUUAAGAUUGUUUACUACCGGAUGGAGGUGACCUAAUGUUUAUUAAGAAGCUCAGGUUGUAUACAUCCACAUUGUCCAUUAUUGAACUAUUUGCAUUUGUGAUCCCUUUUGUGUGACCUCAUUUUAUGAGAAGUUACCCUUCAGUUCUGAUACACAUUCCAGUAAUACCAAUAUUGUUCUCAAAAUGUUGAACACCUUUUCCUUGAGUGCCUACUUUAAGAAGUAUUGUGUUGCUGACGUGUCAGCAACUUUGAAAGGUGAUAUUUCAUGUGAAAAUUAAACUGUGAGUGUUGGAUUAGUUAUCCUAAACUUGUUAGCUUUUCUGAUGCUCUCUUACACAUUCAUCUAAGUUUUCGAGUCAUUGAUAAAAAAGGCAGCAUUAACUUCAUGACAGGAUAAUACUUUCUUCUGAUGAGUACUCUUGGAAGGCUAAUUUAUUUUAUCAUGUAGUACGGCUAAGAAGUUGUCUGUUGAUGUGCCGCUGUAUACUCGGCCCAUAGCUGUUUGAAUCCUAGGGGAAGCAAUUUUCUGCCAUUGUGUCCCCUGGCGACCUCAUCAUAAAAAAUGUUAUAUUUAGACUGCAUUUCCUAUUUUGGAUCAUUAUUUUUGGUAGGAAAGAGGUGAAGAAUUUAAAUAUCUACCUCUUACAUCAUUUGAACAGUAAUGGUGAUGAGACUUUUGGAACUAAUUGCCAAACAGUGAUGAAUUGCUUCCAUUUGACCAACUUGAGAACGAACGGUCACGACAAUUGUCAACAUUCUAAGAACCCAGGGGAAGGACGAAAAGGGAGGUAUUGCAUCGAAGAUCACUCAUUUAGGUUGUGACGUGAGCCAUGCCACAUGGGGCGCUGAGCUCUAGCGUUAUGCUAGUUCCGGGUCAGCCUUUCCAAUGGUCACUGCCUCCCAUUUCCAUUGAAAAGAAAUAAUAGAAAUGGAAGAAUAAUUUUAGUUUUCUGCGUCAUGCAGGGUAAAUGGGAGAGAUACGGAUGUUUUGGGGAAUUUUAUACGUUUAUGGAAUGCCUAUUGCACCAUGUGCUACUAGAUUUUUCCCAUCUAAAUAUUAUUUUUAACUAAAACUGUCUUGUUUUUUAAAAUCAUUCAAGACUAUCAAUUUGAGCAAGAACUCUUUAAUCUGACUCUAUUCUCAGGUUAUGUGUUGGAUGCGUGGUCUGAACUGAUACAUUCUGGUUAUAUCGGUGAUUGCCCUCAAAAUAAAUCUUCAGUUUCAAUAAAUAUUGGUGUGGUUUGGUGACACAAAAGUAUUGAAUGAGAAAAAAUGGUUCCCCAUGAAACCGACUGAAUUGGAUCAAAAUAGCCAGAGGAUCUCAGGGGUGGAUGUCUGUGGACUCAACUGACUAAAGGAUUUGUGCUCCAGAUUUUUAAUAUUUUAGGGGAGCCAAUUUGAAAAUCAGAGAUUAUGGAGACCCCGGAACCUGAAUCUGUAGAAAACCCUGGAAAAACGUGCUCAGCUGGUAGGGGGCUUCCAGCUGCAUGGAGAGGUUUGAGGAUGUGUCGGCAGGCUUUUACAUAGUCUCUCUCUGCAGAAAUGUCCCCUUCUUUAAACAUUUUUAUUUAGAAAUCUCAGGAUGGGUCGGCGUACGGAAAUGUCCUCUUUUUUUUUUUUGAGAUGAAUCGACAGAAAAUAAGGGUUCAUCAGCUUGAGCUUCUUUGUAGAAAUUUCCCUUCAAAGCAUCUGUUCCGCGAUCUUAGGAUGUGAUCAUGUGCAUGGAGAACGAUUUUCUGUGUGUUUAUCAGCUUUAACUUCGUCCCAGAAAUUUCCCUUAGAAAGUAUCGAUUUUGUGAUCUCAGGACGUGAUCCAGUACGUGGAGCGGUCUUUUGGCGUCGGCUUCCUCCCAAAUCAGGGGGAUAAUGGCGGCAUCCAGGCUCAUUCCCAACCGCUGAGGGGCUCCCCUGCUCCUCCCCUCGUACAAGUCGCCGCCGAUUCCUCCCCCGCCGCCGCCGCCGCCGCGGAUCCCUCCGCCGGCGCAAAUGCCCCAGAAACCACCUCCGAGAGGGCCCUUCUAGACGACUCCAUCGAGUACGAAACCCUGUUCUCCACUUUGAACCGCGCCGGCGAGCUCUCGAGGGCACCGCCGGCCGAGUGGCCUGCCGCCACCGUAGAUCUGAGGCUGAAGCUCCACCUCCUCAAGGUCCAGCUCCUGCUCCUCACCCGGAACCUCAAGGCCGUAAAGCGGGAGGUCAAGCAGAUCAUGAAUGUCGCCCGGGGGAGGGACCUGUCCAUGGCCCUGCUUCUCAAGUCUCAGCUGGAGUACGUCCGGGGGAACCACCGCAAGGCCAUCAAGCUCCUGCAGACCGCCGGCGGCAGGGCGGAGCCGGGCCUGGCCGCCGCGCUCAACAACAACCUCGCCUGCAUCUAUAGCAAGCUGGAGAAGCACCAUUCCGCCGUAGCCCUCCUCGGGGUGGCCCUCCGGGGAGAGGAGGCCCCUCCUCUGAAGCAGCUCUUCGCCCUCUCGCAGAACAGGCCCCACCACGUCCUCUACAACUGUGGCCUGCAGCACCUGACCUGCGGGAAGCCCCUUACGGCGGCCCGCUGCCUCCGCGCCGCCAGCCGGGGCUUCGGCGGGCGGCGGCCGCUGCUCUGGCUCCGGCUUGCCGAAUGUUUCCUGCUGGCCCGGGAGAAGGACGAGCGGGCGGUGGAGCUCCAGGUUGUCGGCUCGGGAAAGUGGCGACAGCUCGCGGUGAACCCUAGUUGCCGGCGGGAGAACCCCGAUUCCUCCCCCGACGGCGGCGGCGACGACGACUGCCGGUGGAUGCUCUCCGCCGCCUUCGCCCGUCAGUGCCUGCUGAAUGCCCUGCACCUGCUGGAAGAGGCUCCGUCGCCGGAGAGCUCAAGCACCAACGGGGAACCCAGAGAGACGAAAGGCUGCUCCGUUUCCAGCGCCGCCAUCCAGAGCUCUGUCGCCGCGUACGAGGAGAUUUGCAGGAGGGAGAACCAGGCGGUGAAGCAAGCCGCCCUCGCCGACCUGGCCUAUGCAGAGCUCUGCCUGGGGAGCCACCUGAGAGCGCUCGCCGCCGCUACGGCGCUCCAGCGGCUGCCAUACUGCUCUAAGGCGUACGCCUUCCUCGGCCGCACGUACGCUGCCGAAGCCUUCUGCCGCCUGAACCUCCCCGGAGAGGCGUCGGAGCAGCUGUCGGUCUACGUCUCAGAACAGGGCUCCGUUCUCGGCUUGUCCUUCGGGGAGGACGACGUGGAGAAUUGGCCUUCCGAGAAGGCCGGCGAGGGCAGCGACGACUCGGGCGCCGCCGCCAAAGCCAGUGGUCGGUCGUUCCUCCGGCCGGAGGAAGCGCGCGCAGCGCUUUACGUCAACCUCGCUGCCCUGUCGGCCGUCCACGGUGAUCUGCAGCAGGCGGAGAAUUUCUCCGCCGAAGCCCUUUCGGCCGCGCCGACCAGCCCCCAAGCGCUGCUCACAGCCGUCUAUGUCGACCUCCGGCUGGGGAAGACCUCCGACGCCCUCCUCAAACUAAGACAGUCCAGGGGAAGUAGAUUCCUCCCUGACGCCAUUAAAGUCUGA
Molecule: messenger RNA, 10298 nt
Organism: Spirodela intermedia
Lineage: Eukaryota; Viridiplantae; Streptophyta; Magnoliopsida; Alismatales; Araceae
Source: the annotation of a GenBank genome assembly